Messenger RNA from Esox lucius (northern pike), 1479 nucleotides. Its product is annotated as transmembrane 4 L6 family member 1. NCBI's taxonomy places the organism in Eukaryota, Metazoa, Chordata, Actinopteri, Esociformes, Esocidae. The record is from RefSeq and is a predicted model, not a curated record. Gene Ontology annotation, cellular component: membrane. The transcript is spliced from 6 exons. The coding region runs from base 48 to 656 and encodes 202 amino acids.
UUCUAUGUCACAUUCCAAACCUGUAGUUUAGAAUAACUUCAUCAGAAAUGUCUCUUGUUAGCUGCUCUCGGUGUGUGGGUGUGUCCCUCGUUUCCAUGGCAGUUGUGUGCAUAUUGGCCAAUGGGCUGUUGCUGUUCCCAGAUCUUCAGGCACGCUACCUGUUAGAGGGUCACGUGACGAGGGAGGCAAGGUGGGGCACAGGCCUGUGGGCCUCUGGAUUCUUGGUUGUUAUUGGGGCUCGAGGUUUUAUCAUUGGCAGCUCAAAAAAAGGCCCCUGUGCAUACAGGAUAGAGAUGCUGUGCCAGGUCGGUUGUUCCUGUGUGGCCCUGGCUGCUGCUGCCUUCUCUUGCCUAGUGAGUGCUAUAGGAUUGGUACAUGGACCACUGUGUCUGCACAAUGGCACACAAGGCUUAGCCUGGGAUGUGCCACUCAAACAACAGACAAGUGGUGAUCCAAUCUACCUAUAUGAUAGGAAAUUGUGGGCGUCGGCCUGUGUGGAGCCCCGGAACAUUGUUCAGUGGAACGUAGCGCUAUUUUGUGUUCUAAUGGCCACCAGUGGACUACAAGCCCUUGUUUGUGCUGCACAUGCAAUAAAUGCUAUACUGGGAAUAAUAUUUGGGCCAAGCUUCUGCAAAAACAAGGUCAGUCCAGUUUGAGGACAUCACCCAGGAACAAGGGCCUCCCAAAUAAAGCACUUUAGUUACAGUAGAAGCGCUCACAAGGUUUGUUAGAUUUGCCCCUAGAUGCUGAUUUUAGGUCAUUUUAUUAUAUUUAUUGUUAAUAGAUAAGGUUUGAAUGUGGGUAGGUUAUCUGUUUCAUGACAUGUACCUAAAGGCAACCUCUAUCACAGCUAGAUGUUGGAUCAAGUUCCUGCCAUAUGAUAGCAACAGUUUUUCAAUAAUGUAUAUGCUUUUUUGCGCUGUAAAGAUGUUACUUCAAACAGAAUUUUUUUUUAUAUAUUAUUGCACAUUUGAUAGAACAUUUAUUUACCACAUUGCUGAAUGCUUUUUUUAAACAACACAAAUAGAGUAACAAAUGUAACUGUAAGAUGACCAAUGACAAUAUUUCAAUUUGCAGAUCUCAGCUAGAAGAGAGACAUUUGUUUUCCAUUAUUAUAAUUAUAUUUUGAUUAUGUUAGAUUCUGUCCAUGAACAAAAUCAUAACACUGGAAGUCAUCUUAGACUCAUGCUAACUUUAUGUUCUCCAAUAAUUACAAAGUUAGUCUUUUAUGCCAGAACACAUAGGAGGUGGUCGGCCAACCAUUACAUAGUUUAUUACCAUAAUCUCCCAUGUAUAUAAAAAAAAACAUCUUGAAGUUGUUUACUUAGUAUAUACCAUUUAGUUUAAAUGGAAGGCAGGUCUCUACACUUUGUUUAAAAGUUGCCACUGAUUUUGUUGAGAGUAUGAAUAUGUUAUUAAUGCAAAUAUUUAUCAUGUACAUAGUGUGUACUAUUCAUUUAAAGAACCAGUCCAGCUGUU